CACCAACCCUACCAAAUAUCCAUUACACCCACAUCAAUCUCAAGCUUUUCAUCAUCAUCUGGUGUUUAUUAUUGGAUUCUCAUCGUUAAUCCAUUGGUCUGAAUGGCAUAUUGAAGGGUGAUUAAGAGAGCCUCCUUACAUACUCCUAAACAUGACUUCAUCUGGUAAGAGAAGCACAAGGCGAGGAUCAUCAUCAGCUUCCAAGAAACCGGUUCUCCAACCCCAGGAUAGUGGAAGCAGUAGCCUAAAUGAGAACCCCUCCCCUAAACCCGGUUCACCUCUCCCUGAACCGGUUUCUUCGAACACCGAGAGAACCGUCAAGACGCUACGGUUAUCCAAAGCCAUCACCAUCCCCGAGGGAACCACUGUCUUCGACGCUUGUCGAAGAAUGGCUCGUAAAAAGGUUGACGCGGUUCUUCUAACAGACUCAAGCGCUCUUCUUUCAGGCAUUGUCACCGACAAGGACAUAGCGACAAGAGUGAUCGCAGAAGGGCUAAGACCAGAACACACUCUUGUCUCCAAAGUCAUGACAAGAAACCCUAUCUUCGUCACAUCGGAAUCUCUCGCCAUCGAGGCUCUUGAGAAGAUGGUUCAAGGGAAGUUCAGACACUUACCAGUCGUAGAGAACGGCGAAGUUAUCGCUCUUUUAGACAUAACAAAAUGUCUCUACGAUGCCAUCUCACGCAUGGAGAAAGCAGCUGAGCAAGGAAGUGUUUUAGCUGCUGCUGCUGUGGAAGACAUUGAACGUCAAUGGGGAAGUGACAACACCUCAGCUCCAUAUCCUUUCGUUGAAACGUUAAGAGACCGUAUGUUCAAGCCUGCCUUGUCCACAAUCAUUACAGAACACUCAAAAGUUGCAAUCGCGUCUCCCUCAGAUCCCGUCUUCGUUGCGUCCAAAAAAAUGCGUGAUCUACGUGUUAACUCCGUGAUCAUAACCGUUGGAAACAAAGUCCAAGGCAUUCUAACGUCAAAGGACAUAUUAAUGAGAGUCGUGGCUAAGAAUCUCUCCCCUGAGCUGACUCUCGUUGAGAAAGUAAUGACACCAAACCCUGAAACUGCAUGCAUGGAGACAACAAUAGUCGAUGCGUUGCAUGUCAUGCAUGACGGCAAAUUUCUACACCUUCCGGUUUUAGACAAGGACGGGUACGUAGUAGCGUGUGUUGACGUGUUGCAAAUAACUCACGCGGCUAUCUCCACCGUCGAGAGCAGUCCAGGAGCUGUUAGCGACAUGGCGAACACCAUGAUGCAAAAGUUUUGGGACUCGGCUCUAAGUUUAGACCCGCACCCACCUGAGGAUUACGAGACACACAGCGAUUUGUCGUCUACGAUGUUGUUGAACUCGGAGGGAGGAGGAGGAGUAGACUCCGGGAAGCUGCAGUCUUGUGGGAGUGUGAGUUUGUUUGCUUUUAAGUUCGAAGAUCGUAAAGGGAGAGUGCAUAGGUUUGAGUCGACGGGGGAGAGUUUUGAGGAGGUGAUGAGUGGUGUGGUGCAAAGAUGUGAUGAUGGUGAUGUAGGGGUUCAGAUAAUGUACGAGGAUGAUGAAGGUGACAAGGUUUUGAUUAGUAGGGACAGUGAUGUUGUUGCUGCUGUUGCUUUUGCUAGGUCUUUGGGACAUAAGGUUUUGAGACUGCAUGUGGAUUUUACUGAGGUGGUGAGUGUUGAGAGAAGUGGAGAUUUGUCUGAGGGGAGUUGUGGUGAUGGUUGCGGUUGGGUUUGGUGGCAGGCUGGUGUUGUGGCUGGGGCUGUUGUCUUGACGAGCUUAGGUUUUCUUGUUUACCUGAAGCGUUCCAAGAAAUGA
Molecule: messenger RNA, 1798 nt
Organism: Brassica oleracea var. oleracea
Lineage: Eukaryota; Viridiplantae; Streptophyta; Magnoliopsida; Brassicales; Brassicaceae
Product: CBS domain-containing protein CBSCBSPB2-like
Exons: 2
Coding region: 152-1798 (548 amino acids)
Molecular function (GO): protein binding
Source: RefSeq, a predicted model, not a curated record